This is a messenger RNA of Candidula unifasciata, 435 nucleotides long. NCBI's taxonomy places the organism in Eukaryota, Metazoa, Mollusca, Gastropoda, Stylommatophora, Geomitridae. The record is from the annotation of a GenBank genome assembly.
AUGGAGAGCCCGUGGGGAGAACGUGACUAUCAAUAUUACACGGAUUAUACUCAACUCCCACUUUGUAUACUACAGCUUGAUCCAGCAGAUAGAGCUGUAAUCCGUAUUGCAGAUGAAAGAGACGCCGUACAGAAAAAGACCUUCACAAAAUGGGUCAACAAACACCUUUUGAAGGCCGGGCGAAAGAUUCUUGACCUCUACGAAGACCUAAGGGAUGGACAUAACCUCAUUUCACUUCUGGAGGUCCUGGCACACGAAAUUCUGCCUCGAGAGCGGGGUCACAUGAGGUUUCACAAGAUCCAGAAUGUACAGAUAGCACUGGAUUUUCUUCGCAUGAAAGGGAUUAAGCUUGUCAACAUUCGAUCAGACGAGAUUGUGGACGGCAACCCAAAGUUAACGCUGGGUCUUAUCUGGACUAUUAUCCUGCACUUCCAG